Molecule: messenger RNA, 1145 nt
Organism: Engraulis encrasicolus (European anchovy)
Lineage: Eukaryota; Metazoa; Chordata; Actinopteri; Clupeiformes; Engraulidae
Gene: aig1
Product: androgen-induced 1 (H. sapiens)
Exons: 5
Coding region: 271-966 (231 amino acids)
Cellular component (GO): membrane; endomembrane system
Source: RefSeq, a predicted model, not a curated record
CAUUCGCACACGCGCCAAAGGAGGAAGCGGGCAUGGCAUGAACAACAGAGAAAUCGUAGGCGGCUUACCUGCAUGUCUCGCAGCAGCAGCAGCAUCACUGGUCCACGCGCGUGUAGACGGCUAUGCAGCUGAGCUGUUGGCUUAAUUUGUGGUGAAAACUGGGCACAUCCCGUCAUUGCUCUUGUGUGAUCUCUACACAAUCGAACACUUUUUCUGCGAGGACGCGAGGGGAUUCACGUUCACACCCAACGGACGUAGGCUGCCAAUAACAUGGCGCUCAUCCCUUCUCAAAUAUUAAGAGUUGCGAUUCUUCUGUCUUAUUUUUCUAUUCUGUGCAACUAUAAAGCCAUUGAGAUACCGGCACACCAAACAUACGGUGGUAGUUGGAAGUUUUUAACCUUCAUAAACCUGGUAAUCCAAGCAGUUUUCUUUGGUGUAUGUGUGCUGACAGACCUAGCCAGCCUCUUGAUGAAGGACGCCUUCUGCCAAGAACAAGAGAGGCAGCGAAAAAAACUCAUUGGUCUGAGGGACUGGCUGAUGGCUGUGCUGGCAUUUCCUGUUGGUGUAUUUGUGGUUGCAUCGUUUUGGACCCUUUACCUGUACGACAGGGAGUUGAUAUAUCCCAGACUUUUGGAUGGAUUUAUUCCACAGUGGCUGAACCAUGGGAUGCAUACAACGGUCCUCCCCUUCAUCAUUAUUGAGAUGCGGACGACGCCACAUAAGUAUCCAGGCCGGCUUUGUGGACUUCUCACAGUCUCCAGCUUCACCCUUGGAUACGUGUUAUGGAUGUGUUGGGUCCAUCAAGUGACUGGAAUAUGGGUUUAUCCGCUGUUGGAGCGUCUUGACACGGUGUCGAAAGUAGUCAUCUUCUCCUGUUUGCCUGUCCUCAUCAGUCUGUUCUACAUCCUUGGAGACAUUCUUAACAGCUAUAUAUGGGACUCGACAUCAAAACAAAAAUCAUCAUAACUUGAUAAGUAUGAUGAAUUUCAAACAUGUUUAAUUAAAAAAUGAUAAAUAAAAAACUUGUGGAAUGGUUCCUUCACAAUAUUCUGUAUAUCAGCAUUUGAAUCAAGAUCAGAUAUACAGACAAUACAUAACUGUGAUAUUAUUUACUCGCAGACCACUUUAUGAUCACCUAGUAUGUA